CAUGGGAUUGCUUUUAAGAAGAACCCUGUCGAAUUUUUGCAAGCAAUGUGGAAGAAACCAGGGGAUAUUUUCACAUUUUUGGUUGGUGGCAAGUACAUGCAUUUUGUGGCAGAUCCUGACUUGUAUGAACAAAUACUUAAAGAAUCAGAAGACAAACUGGAUUUUAAGAAGUUUGCAUCAAUGAUAGUUUUUAAUGCAUUUGCUUUUCAGACCACUGAAUCUCAUCAUCAUGUUGGGAGGAAAAUUAGCUAUGAAUAUCUUAGAAGGAAGAAUCUGACUGCCCUGAACCAGGUGAUGAUGGAGAAACAGAAGAUGGUGAUGCUCCACAGCCAGGGUUCAGGAGAGGAGAAGAGACACUGGCAGCAGGAUGGAGUCCUCCACUUUAGCUACAAAACCAUGUUCCAAGCUGCCUUUAUGGCUUUGUUUGGAACUGAGCCAGGCACAGAUGCCAAGAGCAAAGAUAAUGCUACUGAGAAUACCCCAACACCAUAUGAAGAGCUUUUGGGGGAUUUUCAGAAAUUUGAUGAUUUAUUUCCCCAAAUGGCUCUUGGCAUCCUUGAUCCUGAGGGCAAGAAGGAGACAGAAAGGUUGAAGAAUUUAUUCUGGGACACACUCUCAGUAGAUAAGUUGUAUCAGAAGGAUAAUAUCAGUAAAUGGGUAGUUGAGCAAGAUCAGCAGAUGUCUGAUACUGGGAUGACGAAAAAGAUGCGGAGUCAAUUCCUGUUUCUUCUUCUUUGGGCAUCUCAAGCAAACACUGGUCCAGCUACUUUCUGGAUUCUUGUGUAUCUCCUGAAAUAUCCAGAAGCAAUGGAGGCAGUGAGGGAAGAAGUGAACAGAGUACUAAGAGAGACCGGUCAGGAAGUGAAGCCAGGCAGCCCCUUCAUCGACGUGUCUCUGGAAACGAUAAAGACUCCUCUUCUGGACAGUGCAAUAGAGGAAACUCUGCGCUUGAAAUCCAGUCCUUUUUUGUUCCGAAGUGUGAAGCAGGAUACAGAUCUGACAAUGGCUGAUGGGACAGAAUACAUUCUUCGGAAAGGAGACCAUCUACUUCUUUUCCCUUUUAUUGGACUGCAAACGGAUCCAGAAAUCCACCCUGACCCUCACACAUUCAAAUGCGACAGGUUCUUGAACCCAGAUGGCACAAAAAAAGAGUUCUACAAGAAUGCGAAAAAGCUCAAAUAUUACAGUAUGCCUUUUGGGGGAGGACCGUCUUUGUGCCCUGGGCGAUUCUUUGCUGUUAGUGAAAUGAAGAUGUUUGUGAUCCUGAUGCUCACCUACUUUGACAUGGAACUGGUGAAUGCAGAAGAGGAAAUCCCACCAGUAGAUGUAACCCGCUAUGGGUUUGGAACUAUACAUCCUUCUCAUGACAUCAAGUUCAGGUAUCGGCAGCGGUUUUAAAGGGAAAGUUAAACUUGAUUUGCAUAGUUAUGACUGUCGUUUAUUCUGUUAAAUCCUGGGUGAAAUAAUCUAUAAAAUA
This is a messenger RNA of Rhineura floridana, 1477 nucleotides long. Its product is annotated as 7-alpha-hydroxycholest-4-en-3-one 12-alpha-hydroxylase-like. The annotation marks the transcript as partial. The record is from RefSeq and is a predicted model, not a curated record. NCBI's taxonomy places the organism in Eukaryota, Metazoa, Chordata, Lepidosauria, Squamata, Rhineuridae. Gene Ontology annotation, molecular function: iron ion binding; sterol 12-alpha-hydroxylase activity; heme binding. The transcript has 2 exons.